Messenger RNA from Anopheles nili, 3180 nucleotides. RefSeq names its product replication factor C subunit 1 (gene Gnf1). Gene Ontology annotation, molecular function: ATP binding; DNA binding; ATP hydrolysis activity. NCBI's taxonomy places the organism in Eukaryota, Metazoa, Arthropoda, Insecta, Diptera, Culicidae. Gene Ontology annotation, biological process: DNA replication; DNA repair. The record is from RefSeq and is a predicted model, not a curated record. Bases 1 to 3063 code for a protein of 1020 amino acids. The transcript is spliced from 2 exons. Gene Ontology annotation, cellular component: DNA replication factor C complex; nucleus.
AUGUCUAUGGACAUUCGUUCAUUUUUUGGUCGUGGGGGAUCGACUGUAAAAUCCAACAAAGCACCGGAAUCAGCGAAGACACCUAAUAACAAACGAAAAGCUGUAAUAGUCAGUGAUGACGAAGAGCAAGUAAAUGGCAAACCUAACACAUCCAAAGAUAUUGGAAGUGAAGUUAAACAUUCAGCAGUACUUAAAAAACGGCGCGUGCUCGAUUCCGAUGACGAUGAGCAAAGCCCCGCGAAAAAGAAGAUUGAUAGUUCGAGACCCAAGUUAGAGAAAUUGAAACCUGUUAACGCUGCAGACAUGUUUAGUUCCGCACCGGUAAAACGUGUGGAGAUGCCUAAAAUUCCCAAAAAGAAAACAUUGGAAUCCGUCGAACCGAUGAAACUUGAAAUUUCUGAUGAAGAUGUUAUUCCGGUGACGCCGUUGAAUGAGAAAAAAACAGGUAAAAAAGAUCGGAAUGCAAACGACAAGUGUGAAAAAUUAACACCCGAGCAGAAAAAAUCAUCGUCUCCUGGAAAACUGGCGGUUAAACUGGAAAAAAAUGAUAACAUUGUAGAAAAAGAUGGCAAGCUAAAAAUCAGUCCGGUUAAACAAAAAUCCAUCGAAAACUCUCCUAAAAAGGAAACGGUUUUAAAACCCAGCAAAAAGGAUGAAAAUGAAGCUGAAAGCUCUAAAAAUCUUAACGAGUCAGUGCUCACUGACGAAGAAAGGUAUGAACGCAAACGUAUGUCGGCUAUAUUAUAUCAAAAGUUUAAAAACCGCCAAGGCCCCGCAAAUCCAGGAUCUAAGGAAAUUCCGGAAGGAAAACCUAACUGUCUGCAGGGAAUGCAAUUUGUCAUAACGGGGGUAUUAGAGUCCAUGGAGCGAGAUGAAUGCGCACAGGUGAUAAAGGAUCUAGGUGGGAAAGUUGUUGGAGCUAUUUCCAAGAAAGUAACUCACAUGGUUGUUGGAGAAGAUGCUGGCCCUAAAAAGAUUGCUCAAGCGGAAGAUAUGCGCAUUGAAACUCUCAGUGAGGAUGGGUUGUUAGAUUUGAUUAGGGAAAAGUCUGGCCAAAAGAAGCAGAAGGGUGGUGAGACGAAAAAAUAUGAAAAAGACAUCAGCCCUACCAAACGAAAGGAAUCGCCUGGAGAAGAGAAUGAAAGGAAGAAGGUUAAAAAGGAAGCGUCUCCCAAAGCCGUUAAGCAAGAUAUUUCGGUUGAAAUUAUCACAAAUAAGACCAACAAAUCUCCGGUAGAACAACCAAAGUAUGAAAAAAUGACUCCUAGUAAAGUGUGCCCUAAAAUCUCACCUAUAGUCUCAAUCAAACACGAGCUAUCGGACUAUGAAAAGGAUAUUAAGAGCGUUGAUAACAUGGCCUGGGUGGAUAAGUAUAAACCCACCAGCACCAAGCAAAUUGUCGGCCAAGCCGGAACCAGCAGCAAUGUCCAAAGAUUGACUGUUUGGUUGUCCAGCUGGUAUAAAAAUAAUGACGGCACUAAAAAGCAUGCCAAACCAAAUCCCUGGGCCAAAAACGACUCAGGAGCGGCGUUCAAAGCGGCUCUAUUGUCUGGGCCUCCGGGUGUCGGAAAAACGACCACAGCUACGCUGGUAUGCAAGGAACUGGGGUUCGAUACAGUAGAAUUCAAUGCUUCUGAUACUCGCAGCAAAAGGUUAUUGAAGGAGGAGGUAGCAGAACUGUUGAAUACUAAAUCACUUGCGGGUUACUUCGGUGGGAGAAGUGAUAAGGUUUCGAAUAAGCACGUUCUGCUAAUGGACGAGGUUGAUGGGAUGGCAGGAAAUGAAGAUCGUGGAGGUAUGCAGGAAUUGAUCGCUUUGAUAAAGGACAGCCAUAUACCGGUCAUCUGUAUGUGCAACGAUCGUAAUCAUCCGAAGAUACGAUCUCUGGUAAAUUAUUGUUUUGAUUUGCGUUUCAACAAGCCACGAGUAGAGCAAAUUAAAGGCGCCAUGAUGUCCGUAUGUUUCAAAGAGAAUUUAAAGCUGGCUCCAGGCGUGCUGGAAGAAAUCAUUGCUGGAACUGGUUGCGAUGUGCGGCAAACGUUAAAUCAUUUGGCCCUGUAUAGUGCGGGUAAAUCCACGAACGGUGGAAUAUCCGUAGACUCGGCUAAGAAGCAGGCAGAUUCUGCUAAAAAGGACGUUAAAUUCGGCCCGUGGGACGUUAUUCGGAAGGUGUUUUCAGCUGAUGAACAUAAAGGCAUGACGUUGAAUGAUAAGGCGGAUUUGUUUUUCCAUGAUUACAACAUAGCUCCGCUCUUUGUGCAGGAGAACUAUCUGAAGGUGCAACCGAAAGCACCCCGUAAGGAAUUGCUCGACAGGAUUGCUAUGACGGCAGACAGUCUGAGUCGUGGGGAUAUGGUGGAACGCAAAAUUCGUUCUAACAUGGCGUGGUCUUUGCUUCCAAUACAGGCCAUGUAUAGUUCGGUUAUGCCGGGCGAGUUCAUGGAGGGCCAUAUAGCAGGGCAAAUUAAUUUCCCUGGCUGGCUAGGAAAAAACUCAAAAUCAAACAAACGGAAGCGGUUGGCGCAGGAGAUACACGAUCACACGCGUGUUUCAACAUCCGGAUCAAGGCUUUCCAUUCGGUUGGAUUACGCACCACACUUACUGCGUUCUAUCGUACAACCGCUACAAAAACGCGGUGCGGAAGGAGUGCAAGACUCAUUGGAGGUGAUCAAAGAAUACCGUUUACUUCGGGAGGACAUUGAUUCUUUGGUGGAGUUGAGUACUUGGCCAAAGCGCAAAAGCAUCUUGGAUGCUGUUGAUGGCAAGGUUAAGGCCGCUCUGACGCGUGCAUAUAAUAAAGUUGUGGCACCUUACUCAUACUCGGCAAUGACGACCGUUAAAAAGAAGGCAAACGAUGGUGCACAGGAUGAUAUAGACGGGUUUUAUGAAAAUGAAGGCGAGCAAGGAACUGAGGUGUCUCAUGCAGUUUCCGAUGAUGAGGAAAAAGAAGACAAAAUUGAUGAUAAUGCUUUUAUCAAGAUAAAGAAAAAGUCGACUACAGGAGGAACAACUAAAGCUAGCACUUCAAGAGUUGGUGCAGGAGAUAAAGGAAGAAAAAAGUAAAAUUUUUGGAAAAGCAUGUUCAAUUAAGGUUCCAUAUUUAUCGUGAAAAUAAAAAAAACAAUUUAAGAUUUAUUUGUUGUAUUCUAUGAGCAUACAGACAUCCAGUAGUACAUCACA